AGCUGGGAAAAAUUGGUGGAACUGAAAUUGUUAGUCUGAUAAGGAAAAUGCAUAAAAGUGUGAAAAGUAUCUUAAAACAGUUCAGUGAAUUUUAUUGCUUAACUUGUCAUUUUCUUCGUCCGUUUCCCCGUAGUAAUAAAAAAUGGUGGUGAAUUUGCUCGUGGCGACAGGACUGUUAGUAACGUUUAGCAGUGGUGCCACAGCAUUGCGUGGUAACUUUUGUGGGCAAUGUUCCCCAACAUCUGGAGUGAAGUGCAUUGAUGAAACAACGUUUGCAAUUUGUGACACAAACGGUAAAGCAACGAAUCGAAUUCUCACCUGCCCAACAGGACUAAAAUGUGUCAACAGCAUGAAGAUCUGCGCUGAUGUUGAUGUGGGAGAAUGCGUAUCCAAAUGUGGUAAAUGCGAGAACGGCCGAUUUGCUUGCAUCGGACUUUCUGCUUUCAGUCUUUGCUUUGGUCACAAUGAGACCUCUAACGUGUCGGCCAAAUGUGCUUUAGGAAAAGUGUGCAGUACAGCGAAAUUCGAUCCCAGCAGUAUAAAGCCAAAUUUGGAUUUCUGUUUUAAUGAAGUGGAAUUGGAGUAUUCAGAAAUUGAUUGCUUCAAGUAUCAGGCCCCGACGUUCAUUUCUACUAUUGAUCCGAUAUUACAUGUCCAACCUUCUACGCCUGUCGUACCAAUACAACCAGAAUUACCAGCUCCUGUAACAAGUCAGCCGGAGUUACAACCCCAUGUAGCAAGGCAACCAGAAUUACCGCCUUUCGUAUCAAGGCAGCCUGAAUUGCCACCGAUCGAAUAUCCAGUGGAGGUGCCCGAACAGGAUCCUAAUAUCUUCUGCAGGAACAAGAGAAUCGGCAAAUAUCAGAUAUUGAGUGAUAGGAAAUGUCAAAGGUACUAUUUCUGCUACCACAACGGACAUCAAAUGGUUGGCAAGAUACUCACUUGUGCUGAACAUAGUGUUUUCAAUCCGACAUCACAGAAAUGUGUUCGAUCCAGUUUGGGUUUCUAUUUACUGCAUAAAUGCGGAGGAAUUGUAUCAAUCAAUGGAACUACGACGCGGAAUGAAUAUACCUCAUGGAAUUAUAGUCCACCACUAAACGCCAUGAGCUCACUGGAGUACAUAAAAUCAUUAAAUGAAAUGCGGCACAUGGGUCUGGCAGAUCCUUAUAGCCUGAUAACUCCAGAUGCGGGACCAGAUACUUUCAAUCAGCCAGACCCCUCUUCUCACCACAGACACCCAACAGUUGGGACAAGUUUAGUACACCAACGUUAUCCUUUGAACUAUGGCACUCCCUCGAGCUACAUUGACACCAAACGUCAUAUGAAUCUAAAUAGUCAACACCCAGUGAGCAAUCCACAAUUUCCAAAUGCAGUUGGUGCAUCAUAUCCAGUAAAUCCAGCGAAUCAAAUGGAGUCAACAUAUCCUGUAAUGCAUGAACCCCAUGUAGAUUCCCAUACUCAAAUGAAUUGGAUGGAACCUGCUGAUUUACCAAAUCGAUGGGAACAAAUGAAUUCUAUGGACCAAGUGCCUAUCCCUGCAAAUCAUAUGGAACCAGGAGGUGAACCGGUUCAACCAUAUUGGAGCUGGCAUUAAUCAGAAAAAUAAAUAUAAUAUUGUACUUACGGUAAUAACGUUUUU
Molecule: messenger RNA, 1639 nt
Organism: Hermetia illucens (black soldier fly)
Lineage: Eukaryota; Metazoa; Arthropoda; Insecta; Diptera; Stratiomyidae
Exons: 5
Coding region: 143-1594 (483 amino acids)
Cellular component (GO): extracellular region
Molecular function (GO): chitin binding
Source: RefSeq, a predicted model, not a curated record